Orcinus orca (killer whale) is the source of this 10045-nucleotide messenger RNA. It is a transcript of the gene KCNC4, whose product is annotated as potassium voltage-gated channel subfamily C member 4. The record is from RefSeq and is a predicted model, not a curated record. The coding region runs from base 302 to 2281 and encodes 659 amino acids. The transcript is spliced from 4 exons. Gene Ontology annotation, molecular function: protein binding; delayed rectifier potassium channel activity. Gene Ontology annotation, cellular component: neuronal cell body membrane; dendrite membrane; axon. Lineage: Eukaryota; Metazoa; Chordata; Mammalia; Artiodactyla; Delphinidae. Gene Ontology annotation, biological process: potassium ion transmembrane transport; protein homooligomerization.
UGUGUGUGCUAGCCCUGACUCCCGGGCGCCUCGCUUGGGUCCUCGGCUCUCCUUUUCCCCUCCUGCCUCCCUCCCCGGCGCUGCCAGCCCAAACCGCAACCACCUGUGCCCGCGAGAAAUCCAACUCCUCCCGCUCCGCGCCCCGGGGGGGAGGCAGGGGCAGGGCCACGCCGCAGAGGGGGCCGCCGCGGCCUCCUGCCUCCUCCUGGUCUCCUCCCCCUCCCCCGUCUGACGCUGCCUCCUCUGGAAGGGUGUUUGGAGGGCAGCGGCCGCCCCAAGCCGAAGCCCCGCAGCGCUUCUUAUGAUCAGCUCGGUGUGUGUCUCCUCCUACCGCGGGCGCAAGUCGGGGAACAAGCCUCCGUCCAAAACAUGUCUGAAGGAGGAGAUGGCCAAGGGCGAGGCGUCGGAGAAGAUCAUCAUCAACGUGGGCGGCACGCGACAUGAGACCUACCGCAGCACCCUGCGCACCCUACCGGGCACCCGCCUCGCCUGGCUGGCCGAUCCCGACGGCGGAGGCCGGCCCGCGUCCGAUGGCGGUGGUGCAGGCAGCAGCGGCGGCGGUGGCUGCGAGUUCUUCUUCGACCGGCACCCGGGCGUCUUUGCUUACGUGCUCAACUACUACCGCACGGGCAAGCUGCACUGCCCCGCCGACGUGUGCGGGCCUCUGUUUGAGGAGGAGCUCACCUUCUGGGGCAUCGACGAGACCGACGUGGAGCCCUGCUGCUGGAUGACCUACCGGCAGCACCGCGACGCCGAGGAGGCGCUCGACAUCUUCGAGAGCCCAGACGGAGGCGGCGGGGGCGCGGGGCCCGGCGACGAGGCUGGCGACGAUGAGCGGGAGCUGGCCCUGCAGCGCCUGGGGCCCCACGAGGGAGGUGCCGGCCCCGGCGCCGGGUCCGGGGGCUGCCGCGGCUGGCAGCCCCGCAUGUGGGCGCUCUUCGAGGAUCCCUACUCCUCCCGGGCGGCCAGGGUGGUGGCCUUUGCCUCUCUCUUCUUCAUCCUGGUGUCCAUCACCACCUUCUGCCUGGAGACGCACGAGGCCUUCAACAUCGACCGCAACGUGACGGAGAUCCACAGAGUGGGGAAUACUACCAGUGUGCGCUUCCGGCGGGAGGUGGAAACGGAGCCCAUCCUGACUUACAUCGAGGGAGUGUGCGUCCUGUGGUUCACGCUGGAGUUCCUGGUGCGCAUCGUGUGCUGCCCCGACACGCUGGACUUCGUUAAGAACCUGCUCAACAUCAUCGACUUCGUGGCCAUCCUGCCCUUCUACCUGGAGGUGGGGCUGAGCGGCCUGUCGUCCAAGGCGGCUCGCGACGUUCUGGGCUUCCUGCGCGUCGUGCGCUUCGUGCGCAUCCUGCGCAUCUUCAAGCUUACGCGCCACUUCGUGGGGCUGCGCGUGCUGGGCCACACCCUGCGCGCCAGCACCAACGAGUUCCUGCUGCUCAUCAUCUUCCUGGCCCUGGGCGUGCUUAUCUUCGCCACCAUGAUCUACUACGCGGAGCGCAUCGGCGCCAGGCCUUCCGACCCGCGGGGCAAUGAUCACACCGACUUCAAGAACAUCCCCAUCGGCUUCUGGUGGGCCGUGGUCACCAUGACGACGCUGGGCUACGGGGACAUGUACCCCAAGACGUGGUCAGGCAUGCUGGUGGGGGCGCUGUGUGCACUGGCCGGCGUGCUCACCAUUGCCAUGCCCGUGCCUGUCAUUGUCAACAACUUCGGCAUGUACUACUCUCUGGCCAUGGCCAAGCAGAAGCUGCCCAAGAAACGGAAGAAGCACGUGCCUCGGCCGCCCCAGCUGGAGUCGCCCAUUUACUGCAAGUCGCAGGAGACCUCGCCCAGGGACAGUACCUACAGUGAUGCCAGCCCCCCUGCCCCAGAAGAGGGUGUGGUUGAGAGGAAACGGGCAGACUCCAAGCAGAACGGCGAUGCCAGCGCGGUGCUGUCAGACGAGGAGGGAGCCGGCCUCACCCAGCCCCUGGCCUCCGCCCGCACUCCAGAGGAGCGCCGGGCCCUGCGACGCUCCGGCACCCGAGACAGAAACAAGAAGGCAGCUGCCUGCUUCCUGCUCAGCGCUGGGGACUUUGCCUGUGCCGAUGGUAGUGUCCGGAAAGGGGGCAUCUCCUCUUCCCUGAAAUUGCACCAGUUCUAUGUCGGCCAAGGCCCUGGGGAUGCCGAAGUCGGUGUGAUGACUGGAUGGAUGGCUGAUGAACUGAGGCCGACAAGGGGCUGGGAGCACAACUGGGACCCCUUAGGGCUGGGGAGCGAAUGGUCCUGGGCCUAGAUAGGAUGGGGGGGGGUGAGUGAUGCUCAGACGACAUCCCUCGCUGUUGUCCCUGUCACACUCACACAGGGGAAUGAGCGGGGCUGGCUUCAGGGCCGUGCCACCUGUGCCGUCACUCAGAAGGGCCCACAGCCGACUUAACGCUCAGCUGUUGCCGUCUUGAAGUUACUGAUAAUUAUUGAAGAAGGGCCCUGUGUCUUCAUUUUGCACUGGGCUCCGCGGAUUAUGUAGCCAGGCCUGGGCACAUGUGUGCUCUCUUUACUCUUUAUCCCAGGUGUAAACUUAGCGUCAAAGGAGCCUCAGUUCAGGGUCUUGAUCUGCCACUUCCUAGCUGGGUGACUUGGGGCAACUUGCCAAACCUCAGUUUCCCUGCCUGUAGGAUGGGGCUAAUGAUAGCCCCUGUCUCAGAGCCAGUGAGUGUAAAGGCCUGGCCCAGUGUCAUCUGUCUGCAUGUGGCAUGCAGUAGGUGCACGGCAAGUGUUAGCUCCCUCCUCACCCAUUUCCUGUUGCUCUCAGCUUUUCUCCCCAGAUUUCUGAGAUUGCCUGGUCCGGUCACACCAGGAAAGGACAGGAGCACGCCAGGGAGCAGGGGGUGAGGACGGCAGGGCUGAGGGGAGGGGAGAAGUAAGGGGAAGCCUGUCCCUGAAGCAAAGAGAAAAUCGCGCCUGGAGCCUGGGCCAGCAGAGGCAAGGCGAUGGCAGGCAGCCAGUUGUCAAUUAAAGAUAAAAUCUGCCCUCCAGCCACGGAGGGCAAGUAGAGGCUGCGGCUACCCCAGACAGGAGAAAGCCAUUUGCAGCCAGGCUCGCCUCAGAGAAGCUUGACCUGGCAAUAAGGGGAUGGGAUGCACUGCUGACUCCAUAAUGAUAUUACGCAUCAGGGCCCAUGUCCAAAAUGGUGUUUGGGUAUUUUGGGGUUUUUUUCUUUUUCUUUUUUUUUUUUGUUGUUGUUGAUCAGUGUGGAACCGUUUCAUGGUCAGGGGCUGAGAACCCAGCAGGCAGCCCAAGGGUACCCAGUGCCAGGGGGGCUUGAGGGGACCCAAGGAGAUGCAGUUGGGGUCCCCGGUGACACCCUCAGACCCCUGGAGGGGGAAGGGGAGGGGGCAGUGUGCAGGAGGGCAGAGUUCAGUGAGAGAAGCAGGGGACCGCCCCUCCUCCCCACCUCACAGAAACAGCAGACAAUGCUGUCAAGGAAGCAAAGGCUCUGGCUCCCUCUGGUCCCCGAAGCUGGAGUGGGACCCAAACUAGGGAGCUGGUUAAAAGAGCAGGAUGCUAUAGUGAUGGAGACUGACUCUGGGAGUCUGACUCAUGGCUCCUUCACUUCCUGUUUAUGUGACUUUGGGUAAGUUAAUUAAUCUGUGUGAAACUCUAUUUCCUCAUCUGUAAAAUGGGAGCAAUAAUGGUAUCUACCUCAUGCAGCUAUUGGGAGAGUUCAGUGAGGCAGGGCCUGUGACACCCUCAGCACAGCGCCUAGCACAAAACAUUGUUUACAAAUAUUUGGCUGGGGGAGCAACUCUCUCCAGUGACAAAUGACCGGUUUGGUUUGAUGGCCUCACGUUUCAGCUAGGUGCCAUGAAUUCGCCUCGUUUCGGUGAGCCCCUUAUCUCCCUGUGAAGGAAUAAGAGUCGGGGUGGUAAUACCAAACAGCUAACCUUUACUAAGUGCCAGGCAAUACACCUAAUGCUCCUAAACACCCAUUCUGAGCUUGGUGUUAUCAUCAUCCUUGUUUCAGAGGAGAAAACUGUAGCACAGCAAUGUUAGGUCAUCUCUCCAAGGUCACACAGCCAAUAAGCGGUAAAGCUGGGAUUUGAACCCAAGCCAUCUGGCUCUGUGAGCCCUACACUUAGCUGCUGUCUAAAUGGAAUGAGGCUUCUUGGUCAUCAUACCUAAAGUAUAGAUUUGUGCUUUUUAAUGUUUUUAAUUUCCUUAACCUCUAUUGAUUCUCAUAGCAAAGGUAUUGUUUUCCCCUUUUAUAGGUAAGAAAAUCAAGGCUUGAGGAAGUAAGUGAUUUGAUCAUGCCGCCACACGCACACAGAAAAGGGAGAAGGGUGUCUUCUCAGCCUCAUUAAUUAAUUAGCAUAAGGUAACACUCAACUGAAGGAGUGAUUGGUUCCUUCCUUCUGCAACUCACUGAGUUUUAUUUUCUGAUGCUCAGAAGGGAGGUACUUGGAUGGGGACUGGUCUGGAAACCAAGUUACGUGAGGAGCAGCUCAACCUGGAAAUGGCUUAUUGGAAAUUUGUUGGGGGUCAAGUUCACGUAUUUGAAGGGUAUCAGAGGGGAAGUAGGUUUAGAUUAUUCUCUGAUCCCAGAGAGCAGACCUAGAACCAGUAGGUGGAAAUGUUAGGAAGGCAGAUUGGCUUCAAAUCAAGAAAAACCUGACUUUGUUGUUUUCCUUGCCAUUACAAAUUUAACACGUGGCACUGAAAGCGUCCCAAACCAAAUCAACUGGGAAGCCUCGUCACCCCCCUCAAUCCCACUGGAGGUGACACUGUUAACCUCUGGUGUUGGGUCCUUCCAGGCCUCUUGGAAAAGAGAGGCUUCCUAGCAAAACUCCUGAAGGAAUGGGCUGUCCUGGAGUGGAGUUCCCAUCCUGGAAGUUUAGAGAGACCCCGAACGAUCGUGUGCCGGGGGUUCGUGGCAGGAAUUUCUGCUCAGCCUGGAAGGUGGAAUUAGAAGGCCCCUUCCAGUCCUAACAUGGUCUGACUUACAUGGGGCCACGCAACUGUUAAUGGUGGGGACAGGUCCAGAACCCAGGUCUUCUGAACAGGACUCAGAUAAGCUCCUUUCCCAGCAUGAUUUUCCUCAAAGUCCUUAACUCUAGGGUAGAAGACUCCCUGUCUGCCUCUUCCCUGCCCCCCUGCACAGGCUGGAGCAGAGACCGGCAUCUGUGGUGCAUCCGGUCCAGAGUGACUCGGUGUUGAUGACAUGCACCCAGCGCCCACCCCUAGAGCCCCCCGGGUCCCCGACAGCAUCACCACAGUGAGCACCCGCCUUCAUCUCCCAGCUGCAGGCCCCUGAGCAUGCCCACCCUGGCACCCACACAACAGGGGGCACACGAGCGGGCUCAGUCGUUCCAGAGGCCGGCGAGGGCUGCCAGGGCUUCUGGGACCUGCUCUCUCCUGGGAGACCACAGUUGGCUUUGAACACAGCAUCAUGGGCUGAGAGGGAGCCAGGAGGACAGCUGGGGCUCCAGGUCAGAGGGGCCUUCUGCUGUUGGUGCUGGAAGCCUCUCCUUUCCCCAUAGCGCUGGCGGGCCCCCGCCCGCCAUACUUGCCUACUUCUAGGGCUAUUCCAUAAAAGUCUCCUGGAACUGCAGGGCUGUGCUUUUUGCUGACUUAGGGUCUCUGCUUCUUAAAUCAGCAAUACCUGGUGUGGAGAGAGGGGGUGGCUCCUCUCCCUGAGGCUGAGCCAGAAACUGAGGUGUCGUCAUUAAUCCCGCCCUGUCAUUCCUUAAUUCAGCUCACUCGCCGUGCAUUACAUCUGUAUUAAAUGCCUAUACUCUGUCCUGGGGAACCAAUAGUGAACAAGACCAAUGGAAUCCCUGCCCUCAUGAAGCUUACAUUCUAAUAGGGGAGGUAGGCCAAAAGACCAGUAGAUUAAAAUAUCUAACAAUACCCCGCCCCCAUUCCAAGCCAUUAGCGAGUUCUAUCAUUCCAAGCUCUGAAAUGUGUUUCACACGUUCUCCAUCUCCCACUCUCUCCCCUCCAACUCUGAAGGUGGGCUUCAUCUCCUCUUUCCUGGUCUCCCUGGGUCCCACUGACAUCUACCACCCAGCCUCCACCCAGCAGACAGAGAGCGCUUCCUAAAACAGAAACCAGAUCGUGCUACCCCUGCCUAAUACCGUCAGUGGCUGGAUUCCCACUGUAUUUCGAAUAAAAUCCAAACUUCUUCAAAGAAAGGCGAGCCCUCAAGGCCCUGCUGUUCAUCAGGCCUCUUCCUGCCUCAGCAAAUCAUUCCUGCCCCUCCCUCUGCCCCCCGGGAAACUUUCUCACACAUACCAGCCUCUUCCCACUUUAGUAGUUUACACACGCUGUUCCCUCAUGUGGACCACUGUGCCCCACCUCUCCCCACCCCUUUGAUUGGCUGAGUUCUCACUCUCUGGGUCCGGCUUUAAGUGUCUCUUCCCUGGUGAUUCCCCCCCCCCCGCCCCCUGCCCCCUGCCACUACCUCUGUGUUGUUUUCUGUCACUGCAGCUGCUCAUUUUUUUUUCAUGGUACUUUCUUCCUCGUAACUGUAUUUGUCUAUUGCCUGCCUUCCUGUCAGUACCUGGGGCCUAGCACCGUGUGAAAUAAAUGUUUUAUGAAUGAACGAAGGGGCAGAGGUGGGCCUGGCAUGAGUAAGUGCUCAGCUGUGUCCUCCCUUAUCCCUCCCAAAUGUCUCCGGCUGGCGCCUCACUUCUAGGGCGUUCCUGGGAGUCCUUGGGGAAUAACGUGAAAGCGCUGCUCUUUACAUUAUGCAUUUCCUGCCUGAGAAACUGUUAGAAUAAUGAGGAGGGCUGGAAGAGAGGGACUGAGAGGAGAGUUCCCAUAGCUCUUCCUUUCAGAACUUAACCAUCUCUUCCUGGUGUUUGGGAUGCUUGUCGAAUUCCCCUCCCCUGACUGUGAGCUACCCCAGGGAGCUGAUUCAUCCCGGCGCCCCCUCAGGGCUUAGCCCAGCGCUCCCUGCAUAGUAAGUGCUCAGGGAAAUGUUUAAGUGAGUGGAUGGAAAAGGAAGAAGAGUGAGGAAGAAGAGAAGGCAAGGGGAGCAAGAGGCAGGAAGGGGUGAUGAAGAGAGGAAAGACCGAUGGAGGGAGGGAGGUUGGGAUGGAGGGAAAGAAGGAAAACCUUGAGGCAGGGGUUGCUGGCCCAGCUUGGCCUUCGUGCCAGUGCCCCCCUCACCUCCCAUGGGCUCCUUCCUGAACUCUGAGCCUCCGGAUCCCGCUCAGGCCUCCUGGAGGUGACCAGCCCCGAGGGGACCUCUGCAGGGACCAGAGGCUGGGAUGCCUCAACCUGUGGCACGACUCCGUUCCUAAUGUCCCCAGAGAUUCCCCCUUAAAUCUCCCCCCAAUCCCUCAUCUUUAGACCCCAGGUCCAAGGACAGUUACUUCCAAUACAGUAUCAGUGAUCAAAAGUUCAGAGCAAACAAAGGGAAACAAACAAAACCAGACUUUCCUCCAUGCCUUCAGCCCUCGGCCCCAGAAGGGUUCAGAGACGAGGUGGCCUGCCUCUCCCUCAUGGCCCAGGCCGGGCCAGCUGCCCCUCGGGAGGACCUGGGCAAGCCCAGGAGGCAGGGAGACCCAGAGGACCUGUUCCCACACUAGCUGUUGCCAUGGUGGCCCUCCCAGGGGUGGUGGUUCCCAAGGUGCUAUGGAGAGCAGAGUUGUGCCACUGCCACCACCAGCACGGUGUAGAAGCUGCCUGGGAUGCUUAACCCUUCCUAGGCUGCUGGCUGGUUGGCCUGGGGGCCAGCCUGUGCCGUCCUCUCAGUCCACCAGGCAGACACAGGACCAAGGAACAGGAUGGAACCAGCGUCCUUCCCAAUGCUCCACCUGCAUCCGGCCUCAUGCCUUGGGACCGCCUUCUCCCCUGAAGGGACAAUGCCGUACUCCUGGCAGGUCAAUUAGGGACCUUCUUUCUCUCAGGACCCCGCUGGAGGUAGCGAUCAUUUGCCAGGGAGUCUGGGGGUGGGAUUGUGAGAGUAGGGGGCAAGUAAGAAGGCUCCAGAGGGUACCACUCUCCCUCUGGGUCUCAGUGUGCUGGACUGUGACUGUUAAUCUAGUACUCUCUCCAUCUCUCUUCCCGGGUUCUUCUCCACCCUUGUCAAGGGUUCUUACUACUGUUUCCCCUUUAAUGACACACGCAUACUUCCAGGGUCCUUCUGUUCUCUUCACUCUCUCUUUGUGUUCUAAUCUGUGCAUAGGUAAGUAUCUUGUAUCAGUCAUCCACACUCUAGUGUAAAUUAGAGUCCAUGUAUACUUUAUUUCUCAGGAUAUAGGAUUACUAGACCUCAUCUCAACUUAUGGAAUGAGAGCCUUGUUCUCUGUUAUAGGAAACCCUAGCACCAGAGAGCUCCAAACAGGGUAGAUGAUUUUUUUGUUCAGAGGAGAAAGAAAGCAGGAGCUUCUUGUGUGAGGUAAAUUAGAGGCCAGGGCUCUAUAAGGAAUUCUGCUUUGGCUCUGAUUAACAAAAAAGAAAAUGGAACACAAAAGGGAAAUCUGAAGUGAUAAGCAAUAGGAGUUGCUUCUCGACAGAAGAUCCUCUCUCUCUUUUCUGCCCCCUUCCACAUUCCAGUAUUGAGUCCUCUUCCUGGAAAACUCUUAUUCAUCCCUCAAGGUCCACACAGCUGUCACCUCCUCUGAGAGCCCUUCUUGGAUUCUUCCUUUAUGCUCUCACUGCUCCUUGUUUGCCCCUCCAUUAGAGUACUUAUCACAGUAUAGCUUGUUGCUUGUUUACUCAGUUAUGCAUGCUUCACCUUUUUAACACUUUUAUCUCCAGCCCCUGCUCAGGGCUUAGGAGCUCAAUGUUGAAGGAAGGAAGGAAGGGAGGGAGGAUGGGAGGAAGGGGUAGAAAGCAAAUGAAUUAGCUGCUCACCGCUGACUCUUGUCUUUCACACCUGUCAUUGUAGCCCAUGUCUGGUUUCAGAAUUUGUCCAGAACAAUUCCCUGGAAUGUUGGGCUCCUUGGUUGUGCCAGCCAAGUCUCCCCACCUCCUCCCCUGCCACCAGGGGUCCCAUCCACUCCUUUCAGCUUCCCUGGCUGUGACCAGCUGGGUUUUUCCUUCCUGACAUUAAUGGCUUAGAUUGGCAGUGGAGUCCACUUGGAAGGGCCAGGGGCUCAUGUCCUGGUUUCUUCUCCAUCUUUCUUCUUCUCAGCCUUCAUCAGGGUGUUCUCUUAUGAGCCUCAUGCCCUCCCCAAUUCUCUGAGUGCCAGUCUGGUUGCUCAGGUGUGCACUCUUGGGCACAAGUCCUGCCACAUAAGAAGCCAUAUAGAGAGAGGCUGGUAGGAGUUGUUUCCGUAGGGGGCCCAGUCAUGUCCCAUGAUAUUGCUGGGCUUCAAGCUCACAUCUGUGACAUGGGAAUUAAACCACCCCUGCCCUUAUCCAAGGGAGUUAUAAAGAUUAAACGAGAAAGUCGGUGGAUGGGGCCUCUGGAUCCUCUAAAGCACUGCCUGAAAUGAAAGUUAUCGUUCCGCCAACCUUCUCUCAGAGGCUGGGGUAUUCCUCGAGAAUCAAAGCGUUGGUGCCUCUGGAAGUAGCGAUAGCUAACACCCAGUGCUUAUGCGGGCCAAGCACUGCUCUAAGCCCUAUAUGCGGAUUAAUCCUCGGAACAAACCCAGGAGGAAAGGGCUCUUUUAAACACUCCCAUUUAUGGAUGAAGAAAUCAAGGCACAGAGGUCCCACAGGUAGUGGAGUUCACAGCCUGAGUUUGACCUGAACUCAUUCAGCCUGGCCCCGGCCCCAUGCUCCUGACCACUGGCUCUAUGGCCUCACACAGUCACAGGUAGGAGCUGGCCCCUCAGCACCAGGACCACCACUGCCAUCGAUUUACUACCCACACUCAGAAUGCUGAUUCUGGCGGCCAGUGGCCUUGCCACUUAUGAGCUGUGCAACCUUGGGCAAAUGACAACCUCUCUGAGCGUGGUCUCUCAUCCAGGGUAUGGGAAUAAUCCUACAUCUCCUGUAAAUGUUACCAGGAGGAAUCACUGGAGGAUGAAUGCGUGAAAGAGCUAGCCCGACUCAGGCAGGUGAAUGGUACUCAACGAGUGUCCUUCCCCAUUUACAUGUAGGGAAA